Molecule: messenger RNA, 1482 nt
Organism: Erinaceus europaeus (western European hedgehog)
Lineage: Eukaryota; Metazoa; Chordata; Mammalia; Eulipotyphla; Erinaceidae
Gene: TXNL4A
Product: thioredoxin like 4A
Exons: 3
Coding region: 17-445 (142 amino acids)
Biological process (GO): mRNA splicing, via spliceosome
Cellular component (GO): U5 snRNP; spliceosomal complex; U4/U6 x U5 tri-snRNP complex
Source: RefSeq, a predicted model, not a curated record
ACCCCGGCCGGCCGCCAUGUCGUACAUGCUCCCGCACUUGCACAACGGCUGGCAGGUGGACCAGGCCAUCCUGUCGGAGGAGGACCGCGUGGUGGUCAUCCGCUUCGGGCACGACUGGGACCCCACGUGCAUGAAGAUGGACGAGGUGCUGUACAGCAUCGCCGAGAAGGUUAAGAAUUUUGCAGUCAUCUAUCUGGUGGAUAUCACAGAGGUGCCUGACUUCAAUAAGAUGUACGAACUGUACGACCCCUGCACGGUGAUGUUCUUCUUCAGGAAUAAGCACAUCAUGAUCGACCUGGGUACCGGCAACAACAACAAGAUCAACUGGGCCAUGGAGGACAAGCAGGAGAUGAUCGACAUCAUCGAGACCGUGUACCGGGGAGCCCGCAAGGGCCGGGGGCUGGUGGUGUCUCCCAAGGACUACUCCACCAAGUACCGCUACUGAGCCCGGGCCCGAGGACUUGGCCUCCAGUACUGUACUCAGCCCAGGCCCGAGGACUUGUCCUCCAGUACUGUACUCAGCUCAGGCCUGAGGACUUGUCCUCCAGUACUGUACUGGGCCCAGGCCCGAGGACUUGUCCUCCAGUACUGUACUGAGCCCAGGCCCGAGGACUCCUAUCACCAAGUACUGCAGGCCUGUGGAUGUAGCCUUCCACCUCGAGCAGGCCCAGCCUCUGCCAGGUGACCCCCGGCCUGGCCUGUUUCCCUUCAGUAGACUGGCCGCAGCUGGAAUGAAGCCCCCACAGUGCCUCACAGGCGCCUUAGCAGCUGGCCGCCAAGAGGGGGUCUCCACGCUGGGGGAGUGGGCCUGUCAGGUGCCCUCUUACUACAUCUGUCAGGGUCUGCAUGUCUCCUGAGCUGCUGUCACUGGAGCCGGUGACCUGGCAGAAAUGUGCAUCUGAGGCUCUGCGACGCACGUGGACAGGGCCGUCCUGCCCUGCCCUCCAUUCCCUGGCGUUCCUCCAGGUGGAGUGACCCGGGACACAGCUGCAUUUAUUUGGGCUCAAGGUCAGGUCUGCCUCCACCCUCUGAGCCAGGACGUGUGGUGCUGCAUCUCAGUUGGCAUCUGUGGUAACACCAAGUGGCCAUGUGAAGAGACACCAGCAGGUCACGGAGACAUGUCCAGACAGAGUCACCUGCUGCUGAGGUGAGGCUCAUGGGCCAAACCAGGCAGAACUGCAGGAGCUUACGGCCAUGUGGAAGGGCAGUGGAGGGCCAGAGAGGGACCCACAGCCCCACCUGCUUGCUGAGAGCGGAGCCUGCCUGGCCCUGCAGAAACCCACCCGCACUGACAUUCACCUGUAAGGUCACUUGGCCACAGCUCCCGGGUGGCCCCCAAAACUAGGAAUGGAGGGGGCUUGAGCCCCUAGAGGUGCAUCCCGCUUCACCUGAGGCUUGAAGACCCCAGGCUCUGACUCCGCUCUAUGCCAGGGUAGAGUGCUGCUCUUGUGUGUCAUAAAAUCAAUAAAUUAUUUUGUUUUA